Molecule: messenger RNA, 1695 nt
Organism: Clonostachys rhizophaga
Lineage: Eukaryota; Fungi; Ascomycota; Sordariomycetes; Hypocreales; Bionectriaceae
Source: the annotation of a GenBank genome assembly
AUGCCUGAACGAACUCCAAGACCCAUGAAGAAAACGAGCGUUUUCAGCAAGAGAGGAGGUGGUAAUACCGCCUUCCGCAACUUCAAUAAUGACUUCUCCCACAUAACCGACUUAAACGAGCGUCGUCGCCUUGCCCUCGCCGAGAUCGACAAGGCCCCAUUCGGCCGGCGCCAUAUCCGCGCUAUUGUCGUUGCUGGUGUUGGCUUCUUCACUGAUUCGUAUGAUAUCUUUGUCGUCUCUACGCUGACCAUUAUGCUCGGUAUUGUAUACUAUGGUGGCACACUACCAACCAGCUCUGAUACCGCCAUCAAACUAUCAACAUCUGCUGGCACUGUUGUUGGCCAGCUUGGCUUUGGUGCUUUGGCCGAUGUUGUCGGUCGCAAGCGCAUGUACGGCCUGGAGCUCAUUAUCAUCAUUUUCGCUACUCUCGCCCAGGCCCUAAGUAGCGAUUCGCCUUCUAUGAGUGUUGUUGGUGUCAUCAUCUUUUGGAGAGUUAUAAUGGGUGUAGGUAUCGGAGGCGACUACCCCCUUUCUUCCAUUAUCACCUCCGAGUUCGCGACAACCAAGUGGCGUGGUGCUAUGAUGGCUGCUGUCUUUGCUAUGCAGGGCAUUGGCCAGCUAACUGGUGCUCUCGUCAUGCUUUUUGUUACGCUUGCUUUCAAAUCACAGACUGAGAUAGCUGAUACAACCAGUACGUGUACUGGAGCCUGCCAAGUUGCCGUUGAUAGGAUGUGGCGAAUCCUCAUUGGAUUUGGCGGUGUGCCUGCUUGUAUAGCCCUAUACUACCGUCUUACUAUCCCCGAGACUCCUCGAUAUACCUUCGAUGUCGCCCGCGAUGUUGACAAGGCUGACAAGGAUGUCAAGGCCUACAUGUCUGGCAAGCCUGAGGGGCAUACUGAAGACCUGGUUCGCGUCGAGACCCAAAUCGCCGCUCGUGAGAACCUUCAAGUCACCAAGGCCAGCUGGGGUGACUUCUUCAGGCACUAUCGCAAGCGCAAGAACUUUCUCCUCUUGCUUGGAACAGCCGGCUCAUGGUUCUGUCUUGAUGUGGCCUUCUAUGGCCUCAGUUUGAAUAAUGCAACUAUCCUCCAGGUGAUCGGAUAUUCCACCAAGAACACACAUAACGUAUACCAGUUCUUGUAUAAUACUGCCGUCGGCAACAUCAUUAUUGUCCUUGCUGGCGCUGUUCCGGGAUACUGGGUCUCGGUUGCAACGAUUGAUACCCUUGGACGCAAGACAAUUCAGCUCGGUGGCUUCAUUAUCCUGACUAUUCUCUUCAUUGUUAUGGGGUUUGCCUACUUCCACAUCUCCUCAAGUGGUCUCCUUGCUAUUUAUGUUCUUGCGCAAUUCUUCUUCAACUUCGGUCCCAACACAACGACCUUUGUUGUGCCAGGUGAAGUCUUUCCUACUCGAUACCGUUCUACCUCUCAUGGCAUUUCUGCUGCGAGCGGCAAGAUUGGGUCUAUCAUCGGGCAAGGAGCUAUUGCUCCUCUCCGAACUCACGGAGGAACGAAGGCAAAUCCGGCGCCUUGGCAGGAUCACGUCCUUGAGAUUUAUGCCCUCUUCAUGCUUCUUGGUUGUGGUACCACGCUGCUGAUCCCUGAGACCAAGAGAAAGACUCUUGAGGAGUUGAGCGGUGAAGAUGACUACACUACUACUUACCGCGAGUCUCCCACUAUCGAAGCUCGUGACUAA